Messenger RNA from Arachis ipaensis, 1455 nucleotides. RefSeq lists its product as uncharacterized. NCBI's taxonomy places the organism in Eukaryota, Viridiplantae, Streptophyta, Magnoliopsida, Fabales, Fabaceae. The record is from RefSeq and is a predicted model, not a curated record. Gene Ontology annotation, molecular function: nucleic acid binding; zinc ion binding.
AUGAAGACUCCACCGAACUCUGAGGAUGAGUUAGAGGAGGUUGAGUCAGAUGAGGUGUUUUCGGUAUUUAGGGACGGAGAAAGGUUUAGUGAGCUUAAACUAGAGGUUGGGAUGAAAUUUAAUUCGAAGAUAGAAUUCAAGGAAGCUGUUCGUGAGUACUGUAUCCAGGAGGGAAGGCGGAUCUGGUGGAAGAAGAAUGACAGUUUAAGGAUGAGGGUUGUGUGUAAGGGAGAGGACUGUGGCUGGGUAGUAUAUGCUUCCAAGGACAGUGAGGGUAACUGCUGGCAGAUCAAGACAUUUAUGGACGAUCACACUUGUCCUAGAGAGACUAAGAACAGGCUAGCUAAUAGGAAGUGGCCAGGUUGCAAACUGGUUAGGAAAUUAAGAAAAUAUCCUAACUUUAAACAUUAUGAAGUUGCACAGUACUUUAAGAGCAAGUGCGACUUGGACCUCAACAAGUCUUCACUGACAAGGGCUCUAGGGGAUGCUAGGGUCAUAGUUUAUGGAGAUGCUGCUGCUCAGUAUGGUAUGGUUAGGGAUUACGGGUUGACAUUACUGAAAACUAAUCCUGCCUCCACUGUUAGUAUUGGUGUUAGACCUCAUCCCAAUCCUGAUGAAGAUCCAAAUGGCCAAAGACUUCAUGGAGCAAGGCAUUCUUCAGCAGUGCACCUAAAAUGGACAACAUCUGUAAUAAUGCAUGUGAGGUUUUCAACUCACGAAUUAAAGAACCUAGAGCCAAACCUAUUAUCACACUGUUGGAGGAGGUCAGGAUAUUAUAAAAUAUUUGAAUUUCAUGGGUGGCCUACAAAUAUGGCUGUGGACUUAGGCAAGAGAUCAUGCACCUGUGGUUUUUGGCAGCUAAGUGGGAUGCCAUGUGUGCAUGCAUGUACCGCUUUGGCCAGGGCUGGUAGAAGGCCAGAUGAAUUCUGUCAUAACUGGUUGACCAUAGAAGCAUACAACAACACUUAUGCCUUCCAUAUAAAUCCAACCCCUGGCCAGGAACUGUGGGAGAAAUCACCACAUAAUAGACCUCAAGCACCAAAGUUCAAGAAGAAGCCAGGGCCAAUUAAGAAGAAAAAAAGAAAGGAUGUUGAUGAGGAGCCAAGUAGAGGUAAGAAGCAGAAGACCUCCAUGAAAAGAGUUUAUAAAAAAGGACAUUGUCGCUAUUGUGGCGAAUCAGGUCACACAAAGAGGAAUUGUCAUAAGAGGGCCGUUGACGAAGAAUCAGCUGCUGUUGCGGCGGCUGCUACUGCUAAUUCUGAUGCUAAUGGAGUUGAGGUCAACAAUUCUGCUCCAACUGCUGCUGUAAAUGGUGGUGAUGCCCCAGCUGUGUCACAGAAUCAGGUCGAGAUUCAGCUUGAUCUUAGUCAGCCUAUUUUGUCAGAAACUGAUGACUCGCAACAGGUUGGUAAUAUUACGUACCCAUAUAUAUACAUGUAUAUUCCACUCUUUUAA